This is a messenger RNA of Histoplasma mississippiense, 1746 nucleotides long. RefSeq lists its product as hypothetical. Gene Ontology annotation, molecular function: phosphatidylinositol-3-phosphate binding. Gene Ontology annotation, biological process: intracellular protein transport; retrograde transport, endosome to Golgi. The transcript is spliced from 3 exons. Lineage: Eukaryota; Fungi; Ascomycota; Eurotiomycetes; Onygenales; Ajellomycetaceae. Gene Ontology annotation, cellular component: retromer complex; retromer, tubulation complex; endosome. The record is from RefSeq and is a predicted model, not a curated record. Bases 1 to 1746 code for a protein of 581 amino acids.
AUGGACUAUUCGUCACUUCCACACGAUCCAGAACAUCCUGUCGACUCAUCCCCGUGGGGUUCGACUUCACCUCGAGCCGAUCGUACGUUCCCCGCAUCUGACGUUCCUCCAUCUCCGUUGUCUCCCCAGUCACCAUAUGGCGGCUCAGACAAUGAACCCCAUCAAGGUGAAGAGUCUGCAACGCGGGAUCUAUCCGAGCGACUCCAAGGUUCCCAGAUCGAAGACCAAAUCCAUGGAGAACCCACCAUCCACCCCCGCUCCAAUUCUCAGCAACAACCUCCGCCACGAGCACAAGUUUCGGCUAGGUAUCAAACUGGAGCAAGAAAUAAAGUGCGCCCAAGUGCUCCCCAGUACAAAUUACAGGCUAAAAUUACGGGAUUGGAGAGGACUGGAAAAAAGGAUCCUAUCUUGCGGUUUGACGUGCACACAAACAUACCCAAGUUCCGAACGACACAAUUCCGCGACGUUCGUCGAACACAUUCUGAGUUUAUCAAGCUUGCUGAUCAUUUAAUAUCCUCCAACCCUGAGGCAAUUGUGCCAGCCGUACCUCCUCCAUUGACACCAGCUGGCGCAGGAACCGAUGAGGAUGAGAUUCGGGUGAAAGCGUCAAUGCAGAGAUGGUUCAAUUACGUUUGUGCCAAUGACGCUCUUAUGCAGGAUGAUGAGAUGAUUCUUUUCGUCGAGAGUGAUUUCGGUUAUAGCCCCGUCGUUAGAAUGAAACAGCCAGCGACUGGAGUCCGGCGAAAAGUGCUGAAACAAUUUGCACCUCCUCCAGAUGAUACGCCAGAACUACAAGAUGCACGCCCUGUUGUUAAAUUGUUCUAUUUGGGAACGAUGGAUACAGGCCAAAAGAUAGACCGUGUUGUGAAAGCCAGAAAAAGUCUUGCUCUCGCAGAAUCCGAUCUCGGCGUAAAAGUGGGCCAGAUGCACGUCCAAGAAACCCACCCGGGCCUCGCUAAUGCGUACCGUAAACUCGGGAAAGUAAUUCAAGCAGUUGGUGACUACCACGCUGCACAGGGGACUGCAGAGGCGACUACCUUUGGUGACCCUCUAAAUUACCACUCAUCUGAUGCCUUUAUCGUCAAAGAGACCCUGACGAACCGACACAUCCUGCUUCGGGAGUUGAUACAAGCUCAACAGACCGCGCGAAGCAAGCGCGCCGCCGCCGACAGAUUGAAGGGGAGCACCUCCGUUCGCCCUGAAAAGGUUGACGAAGCCAUCAGCUCUCUCGAGGACGCGCAAGCCCAUGAAGAAUACUUAACCAAGAAAACCCAACGCGUAACAGUUAACCUCCUGCAAGAAAAGCGUCGAUGGUUUAAGCGUACGACGUCUGACAUGCUACUCAGCAUCCGUGAAUAUACCCUCCGGGAAAUAGAGGCUGAGCGUCGCACUCUUAGCACACUUGAAAGCGUCCGGGCAGACAUCCGUUCAAUCGAUGCCUCUGGCGGCCUGAGCCGGCUGGGUCGCGAAUCUCAUCCUGCGGCUCGUCGGGCCAGCCUGGCAGCAAGUCAGGGUCCCAAAGGCGAUGCAUGGAGUGGCGUACCGCGCCGCGGUGACAGCUUAAAUCGAAGCAUAAGUGGAAGUUUUGUCUCACCUAUUCUUGAGCAUGAGGUUCAGUCUAAUGGAGGGAGAUCACAUAGCCGCUCACUCAGCGGGUCGGGAAUGAUUGGUCUGCCUGAGGAAGAGGAUGACGAUCGAGUGGACGCUAAAAAUGCGGCAAGCCGCUUGGCCACAAGUACAUUCUAA